AUGUCUAUUCAAGUUAUUCCUCAAACUACUAUCACCGUCGGCCUUGCCAAUGAUGCAGCGGAUCACAAGUCUAAAGCUUGCUUGAAUGCUGUUUGCCACAAGCCGGAGCCAUCAAAAGAUGAAUUGCCUCAUCACUUGGUUACUGCGAUGCAGGGAAUCUUUGGAAAGCAUCCUGGCUAUCGAACAACCCAUGCCAAAGGUCUUCUCGUAGAAGGUACCUUCACGCCAACUGAGGAAGCUAAGAACCUUUCCAGGGCAGCUCACUUCAACAAUGCCUCUACCAAGGUUAUUGCUCGCUUUUCAGUCGGUGGCGGCCUGCCUCAUGUCGCUGAUGUAGCCGACGGUGCUACUCCCAAGGGUAUAGCCAUCCGCUUCCAGGUCGACGACACCACGCAUACUGAUCUGAUCGCUCAUUCAUUCAAUGGAUUUGCAACCCGCAAUGGGGAGGACUUCCUGACUUUCCUCAAACUUUUUGGGGUGGACGGGUAUACUGAUGCUAUGCUCAAGAAGGCCCAGGCCGGAGGUGGCGACUCCUCCAAAGAGAAAAAAGAAUAUGAUCAAGCUCAUACUGCCUUUUUGUCUUUCCUUGGAAACCCGGAUCACAAGUCAGCAUUGGCUUUCGUCCAGUCUGAAAAGCCAAACCCCCAUACUUACGGCACUAUCACAUACUAUGAGCCCAACACUCACGUACUCACCAACAAGGACGGCAAAGAGACCAAUGUCAGGUACCGUCUUGAUCCUGCUGACGGAGAGCACUUAUAUCCCAACAAUACUCCCGAGGACAAGCAAAGGUUGGCACAGCUUGGAAACGACUACUUGGAGGAUAAUCUCCGGGAGCGAUUCCCAAGUAAACCAAUUGUUAUCAAUAUACAAGCACACAUUGCGGGUCCUGAUGAUGUCCUGGACGAUGCUACCAAGCCGUAUCAGAGUAAGGAGUUCGUCACUGUCGGAAGAUUGGAGAUCAACAAGGUUUCGGAUGACAAUGCUGCUCAGCAACAGCAGAUUUCGUUUCAUCCAAACCCAGAGAAGGGGGGUAUUGAGGGAAUCAAGUCUUCGAAUGACCCCUUGAUUCAAGCAAGGAAGGGUGUGUAUUGGAUUAGCUCGGAUCAGCGACGACAUGAGACACAAUUGGAGUAG
Fusarium venenatum is the source of this 1137-nucleotide messenger RNA. Its product is annotated as catalase-like domain-containing protein. NCBI's taxonomy places the organism in Eukaryota, Fungi, Ascomycota, Sordariomycetes, Hypocreales, Nectriaceae. The record is from RefSeq and is a predicted model, not a curated record. Gene Ontology annotation, molecular function: heme binding; catalase activity. Gene Ontology annotation, cellular component: cytoplasm; peroxisome; mitochondrion. Gene Ontology annotation, biological process: response to hydrogen peroxide; hydrogen peroxide catabolic process.